ACCACACUUCUGUCUCCAUCAUCGCCGCUGCAGAGCUGCAGGGCCAGCAAGAUGCAGUUUGAGAUGCACGACAACGUGAAAGGCAAAGCCAUGUCCUAUCCAGUGACCAGUCAGCCCCAGUGUGCCAGCAGCUGCUACCAGACCCAGCCCAGUGACUGGCACACCGGUCUCACGGACUGCUGCAACGACAUGCCCGUCUGUCUGUGCGGCACUUUCGCCCCUCUGUGCCUCGCCUGCCGCAUCUCCGACGACUUCGGCGAGUGCUGCUGCACGCCCUACCUGCCCGGAGGCCUGCACUCCCUGCGCACCGGCAUGCGCGAGCGCUACCGCAUUCAGGGCUCUGUCGGGCAAGACUGGGCGGCCCUCACUUUUUGUUUGCCCUGCGCCCUCUGUCAGAUGGCGCGGGAACUGAAGAUCCGAGGGUAAAGAAGUUCCCUCUCUCCCCUCUCCUUUCCCACCGGUCACUCCUGCCCUCCCCACGCCCCAUCCUGGGAGGUCCUGACCCUCCGCCCUAUCCCACCACCGGAAAUGCACCCACAAUAAAAACCUGAAAACCAA
Messenger RNA from Camelus dromedarius (Arabian camel), 558 nucleotides. RefSeq names its product cornifelin (gene CNFN). Lineage: Eukaryota; Metazoa; Chordata; Mammalia; Artiodactyla; Camelidae. The record is from RefSeq and is a predicted model, not a curated record. The coding region runs from base 52 to 426 and encodes 124 amino acids. The transcript is spliced from 5 exons. Gene Ontology annotation, cellular component: cornified envelope.